This is a messenger RNA of Fraxinus pennsylvanica, 3087 nucleotides long. NCBI's taxonomy places the organism in Eukaryota, Viridiplantae, Streptophyta, Magnoliopsida, Lamiales, Oleaceae. The record is from the annotation of a GenBank genome assembly.
AUGUUUCCUCUAAGCUCGAGGCACAAAUCUUAUUACAACCUUAACAGUUUCAAACAAAACCACUUUUCUUCUUCAUCACCAUCACCUCUCUUGUUUUCUUUAACUUUCUUAGCCACCCUUUUAGCCGCCGCUGCGGCCACCACCGCGGCCACCACCUCCACCACCACCGGCCAUGAGGGUUCUAUACUGUUUUCUUGGCUGCACAGCUCUUCUUCUUCUUCACCACCACCCGCUUUUUCAAACUGGAAUGCACUUGAUCCUACACCAUGCAAAUGGAAUUACAUAACAUGCAAUUCAAGAGGGUUCGUUACUGAAAUCAAUAUUCUGUCAGUCCCUCUUCAGCUCCCUUUGCCGUCAAAUCUUUCUUCGUUUAUAUAUCUUGAGAAACUGGUGAUUUCUGAUGCAAACAUCACUGGAAUAAUUCCACCAGAAAUUGGUGAUUGUACUGCACUCGGAGUCAUUGAUUUGAGCUCAAAUAGUCUUGUGGGUAUAAUCCCUUCAAGCAUUGGGAAGCUUCAAUCCCUUCAAGAUUUGAUUUUGAACUCAAAUGAAUUAACUGGGAAAAUCCCAGUUGAGCUAUGCAAUUGUCAAGGCCUAAAGAACCUUUUGCUUUUCGAUAACAAGCUUGACGGAAACUUACCAUCAGAGUUAGGCCAAUUAUCGAGUCUUGAGGUCCUCCGGGCCGGCGGUAACAAAGAUGUCGCUGGAAAAAUCCCCGAUGAGCUCGGAAACUGCAGCAAUUUGACAGUUUUAGGCCUGGCUGAUACGCGGAUUUCAGGUUCUUUACCAGCCACGUUAAGCAAGCUCAAGAAGCUGCAGACAUUGUCCAUAUACACCACAAUGCUCUCUGGUGAAAUCCCACCUGAAAUAGGUAACUGCUCUGAGCUUAUGAACUUGUAUUUGUAUGAGAAUAGUCUGUCUGGUUCAAUUCCAAAAGAGAUUGGCAAAUUGUCAAAGUUGGAAAAAUUGUUAUUAUGGCAAAAUAAUUUUAUUGGGGAAAUUCCAGAUGAGGUUGGGAAUUGCACCAAGUUAAUUUCUAUAGAUUUGUCCUUGAAUUCUUUGUCUGGCAUUAUACCUUGGUCUAUUGGUGGUUUGGUUGAGCUUGAAGAACUUAUGCUGAGUGAUAAUAAUGUGUCUGGUUCAAUUCCUACUGUUCUUUCAAAUGCUAGAAGUCUUGUUCAGUUGCAGCUCGACACUAAUCAGAUCUCGGGUUUGAUUCCUUCUGAGCUAGGAAAAUUAUCAAACCUUGAAGUGUUUUUGGCUUGGCAGAACCAGCUUGAAGGGAGUAUUCCUUCCAGUUUGGCUAGUUGUAGCAAUCUUCAAGCAUUAGAUUUGUCUCACAAUUCACUCACCGAUAUUGGUAACUGUAGUUCCCUAGUGAGACUUAGACUUGGAAACAAUCGGAUCACAGGUGGAAUUCCUAAAGAAAUUGGAGGGUUGAAGAGCUUAAAUUUUCUUGAUUUUUCUGGAAAUCGACUUUCCGGACCAUUGCCUGAUGAAAUUGGAAGUUGCACAGAGUUACAAAUGUUGGACCUAAGUAAUAAUACAUUAGAAGGUCCCCUGCUUAACUCGCUAUCAUCACUAUCUGGGCUUGAGGUUCUUGAUGUUUCAAGUAACCGAUUUUCCGGUCCUAUUCCAGCGAGUUUUGGCCGUCUUGUUUCAUUGAACAAGCUAAUGAUGAACAAGAAUUCGUUCUCUGGAUCAAUUCCUUCAUUGCUUAGCCUCUGCUCGAGUCUCCAACUACUUGAUCUUAGCAGCAAUCAGCUUUCUGGCAGCAUUCCUAUGGAGUUGGGUAAAAUUGGAUCUCUUGAAAUAGCUCUCAACCUGAGUUGGAAUGGACUCACCGGAGAAAUUCCAGCCCAAAUUUCUGCACUCGACAAGCUUUCGAUAUUAGACAUUUCACACAACAAGCUUCAGGGGGAUUUGAGUUCUCUUGCCAACCUAGAUAACCUCAUCUCUCUCAAUGUCUCAUAUAACAAUUUUACCGGUUUUCUCCCUGAUAACAAGCUCUUUCGCCAAUUAACACUAUCGGACUUGGCUGGAAAUCAAGGCCUAUGUGCUUUUGGGAGGGACUCAUGUUUCUUGGGUAAUGCUAAAGGAAUAGAAGUGGCAAAACAGGGGAGUCAGAUGAGAAGGUCGAGGGGGUUCAAAUUGACAAUUGUAUUGCUCAUUGCUAUGACAAUUGUGAUGGUGAUAAUGGGAAUAAUUGCAGUAAUUCGAGCUCGUAGAACGAUUAGAGGUGAUGAUGAAUCGGAGAUCGGAGAUUCAUUGCCUUGGCAAUUCACUCCAUUCCAGAAACUCAACUUUUCGGUACAAGAAGUAUUGAGAAGCCUAGUAGAUUCCAAUGUGAUCGGAAAAGGAUGUUCGGGUGUUGUCUACCGUGCGGAUAUGGACAAUGGGGAAGUCAUAGCAGUGAAGAAACUAUGGCCCAUAACAAUGGCUGCAACUAAUGGAUGUAAUGAUGAAAAGCCUGGCGUUCGUGAUUCCUUCUCAGCAGAACUUGUUGAGGACGGCGAUUUUGGCCGGUCCUCAAAUACAAUUGCAGGUUCCUAUGGAUACAUUGCCCCUGAAUAUGGCUACAUGAUGAAGAUCACAGAAAAGACUGAUGUCUAUAGCUAUGGCGUCGUCAUAUUGGAAGUCUUAACUGGAAAACAAGCAAUUGAUCCAACAAUACCUGAUGGACUUCAUAUAGUCGAUUGGGUAAGGCAGAAAAGGGGAGGGCUCGAAGUUCUCGAUCGAAGCUUGCUAUCCCGACCCGAAUCCGAGAUCGAGGAAAUGAUGCAGGUAUUGGGCAUAGCCUUAUUAUGCGUAAACUCAUCGCCCGAUGAAAGGCCUACUAUGAAAGAUGUGGCUGCAAUGCUCAAGGAAAUCAAGAAUGAAAGAGAAGAGUUUGCGAAAGUAGAUGUCCUCCUCAAGGGCUCUCCCCAACCGGAAAAUCACGAAAAUAAGAACUCGACUGGAGUUCCGGCGACAUCUUCGUCAAAACCAGCAAUGCAAAGCUUGUACCAGGGAAGCGUCAACACGAGCUUCUCGGCUUCAUCAUUGCUUUACUCAUCUUCUUCUAGUACCAAAAUGGGGUUCAAGUGA